AUGUUGGGGUAUACGAGAGUGGACGACCUUGGUCAUUAUUUGGCGGUUCCAAUCUUGCAUGAAGAACCUUCGGUGGCUGUGCGGGCUCUUUGGAAAGUGAUCUGGGCUUGGCUGGGCCCACCUCGUAUACGUACGUUUCUCUGGCUGCUUACGAGGAACCGCUUCCUUACUAAUUCCGAGAGGUGUCGCCGGCAUCUGUCAAGCUCGAACGGCUGCGUGUGGUGCGGGCUUGAAGAAGAGACAUAUUUGCACGUACUUCGCGACUGCCCUCUGGCUAAGAACAUCUGGAACCGUCUUCUUCCGGCGGCCGUAUCUUCCCAGUUUUUCGAUUUGCCCUUGGAUCAUUGGCUUGAGCUCAAUUUGCUGCAUGGGGCUGAUAUUGGGCAUAUGUGGGAUCGGACUUUUGGUGUGGUUGUGUGGAAGAUUUGGAAGUGGCGUAAUGAGUUUAUUUUUCAGGCGCGUAGCGACUCGGUGGGACGGGGCGACUUCGUAUUCCUCGAUGGAUCCGGCAGUGCGGGUGGCCUUUUAUGGGAUGAGAAUGGGAAUUGGCUUGGGGGCUUCACAGUGAAUAUCGACUAUUGCUCGAGUAUGGCAGCAAAAUUAUGGGGGCUCUUUCGGGGACUUUCCUUGGCCUGGGACCUGGGAUAUAGGCAGGUUGAAGCUGAAGUUGAUAAUGCCAGUGUGAUGAGUUUCGCGGAGUCGUUAGGUGAUGUCUCGGGAGUGCAUUCGGGCCUUAUGAGGAGAAUUAAAGACUUAAUGUGUCGCUCUUGGCAAGUUAAGGUGAAACACGUGUAUCGCGAGGCGAAUUUUCCAGCCGACUUCAUGGCUUCCUUCACUGCGGAGGGUCCGAUGGGAUAUCAUUCGUUUAGUGUGCCCCCUUCGGGGGAAGAGCUCGCGAGGCCCAUCCACGUUCGUAAAGAAAUAACCGGAAAAAAAGUUUCCAGGCCUCGUACCGCGAUUACGAGGAUCCCGAUGGCUUCUCCUCCAGAGGUGAAGAAGACGAUGACGGGACAAAUUCCAUCCCGGAACUGUUCCAGCGUGACCGUUGUCGGAGGAUCUUCGUUUGGACAUCUACACAGGCCGGGGGCAGGCAGUCACCGAUUCGGAGUCCGAUUCCGAGGUAAAUCUAGGGCUUGUAACGAUGGAGAUUAUUACGAUCCUUUUUAUGGUUUUAAUGAUAAUUAUCGUGCUGGUGAUAACGAGAGGGACGAUUCUGAGUGGGAAUAG
Messenger RNA from Striga hermonthica, 1227 nucleotides. Lineage: Eukaryota; Viridiplantae; Streptophyta; Magnoliopsida; Lamiales; Orobanchaceae. The record is from the annotation of a GenBank genome assembly.